Molecule: messenger RNA, 848 nt
Organism: Vombatus ursinus (common wombat)
Lineage: Eukaryota; Metazoa; Chordata; Mammalia; Diprotodontia; Vombatidae
Gene: TIMP1
Product: TIMP metallopeptidase inhibitor 1
Exons: 6
Coding region: 133-771 (212 amino acids)
Biological process (GO): negative regulation of membrane protein ectodomain proteolysis; negative regulation of endopeptidase activity
Cellular component (GO): extracellular matrix
Molecular function (GO): protease binding; metalloendopeptidase inhibitor activity
Source: RefSeq, a predicted model, not a curated record
GAGCCCAGAGGCCAGGCAGCAGCAGUGAUAGCGGCAGCAGGGCUCUCCUCUCCCAGACUUGGACAUUGGCUCCUGCUGCGGUUCCUGCUGCUGCUGCUGCCUCCAAGUCCAGGCUCCCUGAACAUCCUGGAAAUGGGUAUGUCUGGCCUCUUUCUGGCCUUGACCUUCCUACUCCUGGCCACCACAAGGCUGCCUGUGAAGGCCUGCAGCUGUGGCCCUCGGCAUCCUCAAGAGGAUUUCUGUGGGUCAGACGUGGUUGUCACGGCCAAAUUCCUGUCAGUCCCCCAGCUCAACCACACCCUCCAUCAUCUGCAGUAUAAAAUCAAGGUUAUCAAGAAGUUCAAAGGCUUUGACGAUGUGGGAGGCAUUACUCUGGUCCCAAAGUUCCUUACCACCCCAGCUGAGGAGAGCCUCUGUGGCUACCAACACAAAGCCCUGUCUAAGAACCAGGAGUAUCUGAUUGCAGCACGCCUACUGGCAGGCCAGCUGUACGUCACCACCUGCAGCUUCGUGAGACCCUGGAGUAGCCUGAGCCCAGCCCAGCAGCUGGGCUUCAACCAGACCUAUGCCACCGGCUGUGGUUGCCAAGUGCAGCACUGCCUGAGUGUCCCCUGCAAUGUGGAGAGUGACACCAGCUGCCUGUGGACAGAUUCACUGAUAUCCUCCGCAGGUGAGGGCUCCCAGAGCCUCCACAUGGCCUGCCUGCCAAGCAAGAGCGACUUUUGCUCCUGGAAAUCCCUGAGCACUGAGGCACCACAGCUGACAAUAUGAGCUGGCCCAGAGCUCCCUUCUCUCCAUCCUUGCCUCCUUCUAAGAAAUCACGGCCAGUAAAAUACGUAGAAACCAGG